AUUUAGUUCUAUUUUAUUUUUUGUAAGUUUAUUUUUUCUGGGAAAACUGCAUUGUUUAUUUUUUAUACGAGUUUUUAGAAACAUAUGACAUUAGUUCUUCGUGAUUAUUAUCUUUAAAAUAUUAUAUUAGGUACAAUUUGCACUAAGUGAAAAAGCUUUUGGCGAAAUUCAGUACGUUGGCGGAAAUCGUAAAUGCAACCCUUGAAAAAAGGGUUACGCCAUUGUUGAAAAAGAAUCUGAACGAAUAGGAAAUAUCAAUCUUAUCUGUACGAUGAAAGUCGAAGUGAUAUCUUUGUGUAUGGAAAAUAUAAAAACGAUUAUAAGUUGCUAUGUUUUUACUGUUUAUCUGGCACUUCAAGUUUUAUUGUUUCAGUUUAGAAAAAUGAAGUUACAUUGCGUGUGCGAAAGUUGUAGAUUUUGCCGUGAGCCACCAAAAAUGAGUAUUUUUGUUAAGCCUCGUUACCCAUUAUGGAAUAAGUUGUGAAAUUACCCAGUUUACGACUAAACGAAUUUUAACUUGGUACUAUGGCUUCGAUAAUAAUGGAUAUUUUGGACAAAUUGAAAUUACCAGUUAAACGGCCAGAGACUUCUUUACCUAAAUUUACUGGUGCGCAGAACCUCAUGCAAAGUUAUUCUCCAGUGUGUUCAGAAUACAUUCUUUCUGAAGAUUGCCAGGAAUCUCUUUAUGCUGAUAAAGUUUCAUUUUUUAUGAAUAUAUCUCAAGAUUUAACUUCUAAAUUUUCAUCUCCUCACUGUAAUUUAAGUGUGACAGAAAAUUCCAUUCGUCGUUUUCAUCAAGCCUCCAAUAAUAUUCGUUUAAAUCAUAUGAACGAUUUGUGUCGUUCAUUCUUAUAUUCUAGAAACUUUCAUCCUAUAAAGAACGACUUUAGACUUUUCGAUUUUAAUUUAAGUACAGAUUUAAAGAAAGGUCUCAAUAUUUCUCAAUAUUCUAAUCAAGAUCCUGAUAGAAACGCCAGUGUUAUAUUAAAUAAUAAACCCUUAUCCGAUAUUGUGAAGUCUGAACAAGAUUCAGAAAUGAAAAUUGCACAAAAUGGAAUAGUUGUUUCCUUACCAUUAUCAAGUAAUGGUAUGAAUGACAUUUGCACAGUAGACAGUAAAUGCUUUAAUCAAGAGCUUAUUAACCGCAAAACGAAAGAAUUGCAGAAGCGUUCUAAGAAGAGACGACGACGGCAAAAGAAAUGUCGGGAAGCUACCUUGAAUGACUGUGAAAGGACUAUUUCUGAUCCUGUGUUAGCUAAAAAAUCAAUUUCUAGUGAUGAAGUAGAUAGUAUUCCUGCAUGCCUUUUGAAAUCUAGUCAUGUUCCUAAAUCUGAUCAUUCCAAGCAGAGUGGUAGCUUUAUAAUUGAUAUAGUUCCAUUAAAUGAUUGUUCAGGUAAUAAUUUAUUUGGCUCAGAUGUCUCAUCAUUUGUAGUAUCUUUAGAGAGUGUCAGUGGUGAUGAUGAUGAUUGGGAUACUUACGAUAAUUGCGACAUUUUGUCUGAUACAGCAGAGUUCGAACAGUCUGGGCUUUUUGCUAGCAAUUUGUUAUCAAAAUCGAAUGAGAGCUUCAUGCCAUCACAAUGUGAUAUUGUAACGUUUGGUCAUGAUGAUGAAUUAGAAGAACUUAAAAAAUUGACUGCACUUCUAAAUAAAGUAAACAAAAGUUGGAGAAAAGCAACUGCAGAAGUUGAUGAUACACCCAGAUUGCCAAGUAAGGUUUCAUUCGCACCAGAAGCAGAUCUUGUUCAAACAGUACCAGUAGAGUACUGUGAAAGAAAAGGUGAAUGGGAAAUGUAUGCCUCAGAAAGACUUCGUUUCAAAAGGAAAAUAGAAGAUCUUGAAAAAGUGCUGUCACCUUGUCUCUCUAGCAUUCAUAGAGCUAAAAUAUUUUCCAGAUUGCAGCAAUCAGAGUUAUGAUAAUGCUUUUAGUAAUGUUAAAGAAUCAAGACACAUACAGUUAAAAUAAAAUAUCAUCUAUGUUAACCCUCCAAGCAGCUUAACAAUUAUUUUUUAACAAUAUAUAAAGCUCAGUUGUUUGGAGGGUUAACCCUUUAGCGCACGCAAUAUUAUUUUUAUAAUUUUUUUUAAUUAAAAACUGUAGAAAUUAAAUAUUAUGAUCGUAGAGACAAAGAAUAUAUGAAUUUAAAAAAAUCUACCCUUGACCAUUGUUCUGUGAGUCGCACUGUGAAACCGCCACGUGUCUAGGACUUUGAAACUUAUUGAGGUAGUAGGGGCGGGUAAAAUAAACUUUCUCCGAGUGAAUUUCCAAUAAAUGAUGAAAAUUACAAAUUUUAAAAAAAUGUAUGUAAGAAUUGCAUUAUAUAUAAUUUUUUUACAUUAUUUUACGAAGUAAAUCAUCGGAAAAAAUUU
Messenger RNA from Stegodyphus dumicola, 2370 nucleotides. It is a transcript of the gene PPP1R15, whose product is annotated as Protein phosphatase 1 regulatory subunit 15. NCBI's taxonomy places the organism in Eukaryota, Metazoa, Arthropoda, Arachnida, Araneae, Eresidae. Gene Ontology annotation, biological process: response to endoplasmic reticulum stress. Gene Ontology annotation, cellular component: protein phosphatase type 1 complex; endoplasmic reticulum. Gene Ontology annotation, molecular function: protein phosphatase regulator activity. The record is from RefSeq and is a predicted model, not a curated record.